This is a messenger RNA of Heterobasidion irregulare TC 32-1, 843 nucleotides long. RefSeq lists its product as uncharacterized. The record is from RefSeq and is a predicted model, not a curated record. The transcript is spliced from 9 exons. Gene Ontology annotation, molecular function: oxidoreductase activity. Lineage: Eukaryota; Fungi; Basidiomycota; Agaricomycetes; Russulales; Bondarzewiaceae. Bases 1 to 843 code for a protein of 280 amino acids.
AUGUCCACUUUGACGCUACAAUCCAAGCUGAAAUUGCGCGAUGGAAACGAAAUUCCGUUGCUUGGUUUUGGCACAUAUGAACUGGUGGGAAAGGAUGCGUACAAAGCGGUGACAUGGGCUUUAGAGGCAGGCUAUCGUCACAUUGAUUCCGCGACAUGGUAUGAAAACGAGGCAGAAUGUGGUCAAGCCAUCCGUGACUUCUGUACCCGUACCAGCACGCCGCGCUCCGAGAUAUUCUACACUACAAAACUGAAAGACAACAAAGGUCUCGCCGCAACGACGAAGGCGAUUCAAUUCUCGUUGGAUGCCUGCGGCCUUGGCUAUAUUGACUUGUAUCUCAUCCAUGGGCCUUGGGGCGGUCCGCGAAUGAGGAAGGAAGCCUGGGAGGCUAUUCUACUCGCACAGAAGGAGGGAAAGCUGAAGAGUGUGGGAGUCAGCACAUUUGGGGUCAGGCACUUGAAAGAACUGGCGGAUGCGGGAUUAGAUACACCUACGGUUCAUCAGAUUGACCUCCAUCCAUUCAUGGCUCGCACAGAAAUUGUAGCAUACUGCAAAGAACGCGAGGUCGCGCUAGAGGCCUGGGCGUCGUUAGCUCGGGGGAUGCGCAUGUCUCAUCCAUCGAUUACCAAACUGGCCAGGAAAUAUAACAAGGAGUCGGCUCAUAUAUUUCUACGCUAUUCGUUACAAAAGGGCUACAUUCCAUUGGUUAAGUCGGCGUCACAGAGCCGGAUAGUAUCUAACGCACAACUGUACGACUUCUCACUGGAAGAGGAGGAUAUGACUCACCUGGACAGUCUGAACGAGAAUUUGGUGACUGACUGGGAUCCUACGGAUAGCCCAUGA